CAUCACAUCACCUGGGUACCCCUCAGGCAGGCAGGCAGGCAGGCAGGCCAUACGUCCGUUCCAGCUUCGGACCGGCGGCGACGGCGUAAAAAAAAUAAAAAUAAAAAAUCGAGCCUGCUAUCGGUCGGGUUCUUCCAUGGCACUGCUGGCCAGGGCGCGAGUAUAAAGACCCGGGGUGGGACCCUCCGGUGUCGACCGACCGACCGACCCCUCCUGGACUGCUGCCAAACCCUCUGGUUCUUCUCCUCCGCCUUAUCUUGGGCUGACUGUAUCCUACUCGCUCGUCUCGACUUGCACCCGUGCACCGCCCGCCAACGAUUGGUUUCCUACUCAGCAUCGACAUACGAGCAAACCAACUUUGACUGGACUGCCCCCGGCGGUGUGUAUUUCCGCCAACCACAUCUACGAGCCGACCGCAGCACAACUAAACUGUCGGGCAAAGCGGGUUUCGAUAGCGCGCAUAUUUCCCUGACGCCGUUGAGCCUUUAAUUUGCUUGGCCCCCCUGCUCCCAGCCAGCUUAGCUACCCCGCAUUUUGGCAAAAGACAAGAAAGCGUCGCCCGCCAUGGCCGCCCCACCCUCCAAGACGCUGAAGGAUCUGAACGGGAAGUGGGUGAUGAACAAAACCCUCUCGGACAGCACCGAGCCGGCGCUGGCGCUGCAGGGCAUCGGCUGGUUCGUGCGCAAGGGCAUCUCGAUGGCGUCGGUGACGCUCAACGUCAAGCAGUACACGGGCGCGCCCAAGCCCCCUUCCACCUCGCCCGAGGAGGCCGUGCACAUCGACAUCGUCCAGACCGCCACGGGCGGCAUCAAGGGCACCACGGAGCUGCGCUGCCUCGACGGCGUCGCGCGCGAGCACACGGACUGGCUGUUCGGCAAGGUCUCGGGCCGCUCGCGCCUCCUCAAGCGCGCCGAGGUCGCCGACGAGUACCUCAAGCGCGGCUGGAUCGAGGAGGAGGGUGGUGAGGGAGGAGAGGAGGCCGAGCACAUCGAGAGCAGGGCCGAGAGCGUCGACAACGGCUGGGUCGCGCUGCAGGUCUGGGGGUUCCAGCUCAUCGGGGGCGAGAGGAGGUACGCGCGCAACAUCAUGGUGACCAAGGGCGCCGAGAGGGUCGAGAUGCGGCUCGUGUACGACUGGGCGGGCGAGCAGCUGGACUUUGAGAUUUAGGGGGGUUUGUUGUGCUUGUUUUCUUUUUCUUUUUUCCUUUCGCCUGCUUAGAGUCAGUCGCUUUGCUUCUCAGCAACCCACCACCUCACGCGGAAUGUAUAUUCAACAUCCUCACAAGCACACGUCAGGUCAAGCAAUGGCCGAUGUUGAAUAGCUCUAAAAGACAUGUGCCUGCCCAGACAAGGGGAGAGCCGUGUCCCUGUAGUUUGAAAAGAUCCCAUAAACGCC
Messenger RNA from Gaeumannomyces tritici R3-111a-1, 1395 nucleotides. RefSeq lists its product as hypothetical. The coding region runs from base 565 to 1167 and encodes 200 amino acids. NCBI's taxonomy places the organism in Eukaryota, Fungi, Ascomycota, Sordariomycetes, Magnaporthales, Magnaporthaceae. The transcript is spliced from 2 exons. The record is from RefSeq and is a predicted model, not a curated record.